UGAGCUGUUUUUGAGACAUAGCUCGUCCUUUACGUGAGUAGCCAGACAUUUCCGAAGAAGGCUAUAAAACGACGCGACUCGAAGACUUGCUUCAAGAUGGCGGCUUUCAUAACUACCAUGUUUGUCCUCCCACCUUCCUCGAACCUUUCUCUUCCCGGUCAACUUGAGCCUCUUUCGUCCAUCCCACCAUCGAUGCUAGCGGGUGUUGCAGCUUGGCCACAUGAGAAUAGUGGUCGGGAGGCCUCGCAUGGAUAUAAGCGUACAAUAGGCGAGCCUGAAAGCUUCUGUCGGAGCUCUUUUCCGCAGUCAUGUUCUAGUGACUGGGAAGGCGGAUCGACCCUCGACGGCGUGAUGGAGCUUCAUGAUCGGUUGAAAAGCAUGAUGAUAGAUACGGAGCAUGCUCUUGAGCUUUUUGAAACUGAAUUGGUAGAACAACUGAGCUUACGAUGUGGUCAACGCAGAAAUUCCCGAACGCGAGCGCCGUUCAAGCCGAACAAGAGCGGACGAGGCACGAGCUCAUGGCAGCUAAAACAAUUCGCUGAAGCGACGUUGGGCAGUGGCAGUCUCAGAAAAGCGGUAAAACUGCCAGAAGGAGAAGACUUCAAUGAAUGGUUAGCUGUCAAUGUCGUGGAUUUCUACAAUCAGAUCAAUCUCUUGUACGGAUCUAUUACCGAGUUUUGCUCGCCGCAAAGCUGCCCUGAGAUGAAGGCGACGGACGAAUUCGAGUAUCUCUGGCAAGACAACGAGAACUUCAAGCGACCGACAAAGAUGACGGCACCAGAGUAUGUGGAGCACCUCAUGGCAUGGAUCCAGAGUAAUAUCGACAACGAACAAAUGUUUCCAAGCAGAAUCGGUGUCGCUUUUCCGAAGGCAUUCCCUUCAUUGCUCCGGCAAAUAUUCAAGAGGCUGUAUCGGGUUUAUGCGCACAUCUAUUGCCAUCACUAUCCAGUGGUGGUCCAACUUGGGCUGGAGCCUCAUCUGAACACGUCCUUCAAGCACUACGUCCUCUUCAUCGACGAGCACAAUCUGUCGAGUGGAAGUAAAGACUACUGGGGCCCGCUCGGAGACCUUGUAGAGAGCAUGCUGAAGAGCGACUAAAGAAUCGGUGUGGCUGAGAUGGCAUGUACGACAGCUUGACAAGAGCAUGGAUGGUUAGGCGUUUCUCCAGGAGCAUUAGUGGAUGGGCAGGGGGUGGGGCAAACACACGACUGAUGAGCUACGGCUGGCAGCAGCAGCAGGGGUCACGACGGCGUGGUAAAUUAAUGUACAUUAUUCGUGGGUAUUAUUACUGCAAAUCAUUAUAAGCGACUUUGUUUCAGGGGCAUGAGAGAUUGGGGGACACAUUCAUGUGUAUCUAUGCUCGAGUCAGGCACGAAGAAACCAAGCAGAGAGAGAGAAAGUAGAGGUAAUCGGUGAUGAUCCUUCGUUAUCAUAUCAUGUCUGGGAAGGGCGGCUCGUAGUUGCAGCGGCGAGUUGUAUCAGCAUG
Messenger RNA from Pseudovirgaria hyperparasitica, 1486 nucleotides. RefSeq lists its product as uncharacterized. The transcript has 5 exons. Gene Ontology annotation, molecular function: protein kinase activator activity. Gene Ontology annotation, cellular component: cytoplasm; nucleus. NCBI's taxonomy places the organism in Eukaryota, Fungi, Ascomycota, Dothideomycetes, Acrospermales, Acrospermaceae. Bases 97 to 1098 code for a protein of 333 amino acids. The record is from RefSeq and is a predicted model, not a curated record. Gene Ontology annotation, biological process: positive regulation of protein phosphorylation; signal transduction; cell division.